Molecule: messenger RNA, 7191 nt
Organism: Cervus elaphus (red deer)
Lineage: Eukaryota; Metazoa; Chordata; Mammalia; Artiodactyla; Cervidae
Gene: VGLL3
Product: vestigial like family member 3
Exons: 4
Coding region: 299-1282 (327 amino acids)
Biological process (GO): regulation of transcription by RNA polymerase II
Cellular component (GO): nucleus
Source: RefSeq, a predicted model, not a curated record
CGCCCGAACCCCGCGCUGUCAUGUCCCCGCCGCGCGGCGGGCCAUCGCGUCCCCGAGUCGCUAUAUAAGCGCAGGCCAGGGGACACCCGGAGGGGCUGAAGAUGAGGGUGCCCGCGCAUGGGCCCCCGCUAACUGCCAACGCCUCCCGAGCCGGCGCGGCGCGCGGAGCCCGCGGCCGCCGAGGACCCGCCUCGGCCGCAGUAGCAGCUGGAGCUGCGACAGAGGCGGCGGCGGCGCCCGUCGCUCCAGCGCGUAGAGCCGCGGCCGCAGCCCCGGGGCCGCCGCUGCCCCGGCUGCCAUGAGUUGUGCGGAGGUGAUGUAUCACCCCCAGCCGUAUGGAGCGCCCCAGUAUCUGCCCAACCCCGUGGCAGCUGCAACCUGCCCCACAGCCUGUUACCACCCGGCGCCCCAACCUGGCCAGCAGAAGUUAGCGGUAUACAGCAAGAUGCAGGACUCUCUGGAAGUCACCCUUCCCAGCAAACAAGAGGAGGAGGAGGAGGAGGAGGAGGAUGAGGAGGAGGAGGAGAAAGACCAGCCUGCCGAGAUGGAGUACCUUAACUCUCGCUGUGUCCUUUUCACUUAUUUCCAGGGAGACAUUGGGUCAGUAGUGGAUGAACACUUCUCAAGAGCUUUGGGCCAAGCCAGCACCCUUCAUCCAGAAUCUGCCAUUUCAAAAAGCAAGAUGGGGCUAACCCCCUUAUGGCGAGACAGCUCAGCUCUGUCAAGCCAGCGGACUAGUUUCCCGACUUCCUUUUGGACCAGCUCUUACCAGCCCCCACCCGCACCCUGUUUGGGGGGCGUUCAUCCUGACUUCCAGGUCACGGCACCCCCGGGCAGCUUCGCGGCCGCCGACCCCAGCCCCUGGCCGGGCCAAGGGCUGCACCAGACUGGCUCCGCCCCCGCACCGCCCGCGUCGGAGUCCUGGGCCUACCCGCUGGCUUCUCAGGUGAGCCCGUCCUACGGCCACGUGCACGACGUGUACCUGCGGCCCCACCCCCCGCACGUGCACCGCCGCCAUCACCACCACCAUCACCAUCACCACCUCCCUCCGGCGGGCUCCGCGCUGGAGCCGCCUUACGGGCCCCUGCUGAUGCCCUCCGUGCGCGCGGCCCGGAUCGCCGCGCCCCCGUGUGACGUCACGAAGGCGGAUCCCGCGACAGUCACCUCCGCUACCUCAGCGUGGGCCGGAGCCUUCCACGGAGCCCUGGACGUGGUGCCGAGUGUGGGCUUUGACGCAGGUCUACAGCAUCAGGACAAGGGCAAGGAAUCACCGUGGUACUGAAGCACACAGUGUUAUCAAGUUAAAUUGGAGCAUGAAUCCAUGGGCCCACUGGGAAAAGAUGCUGCCAGGGACUGUCAUUCUGCAGCGGGACAUAUUAGACGCGGAAGGAAAAGAGGAAGUGCUCUCCAGAUGACUUUGGUUUGGAGCCUUUUCUUGAGAAAGCAGAAUGAGUCCUAGACAUUGAAGAAAAGCAUUUUUGUUUAUUUCUUUCCCUCAUCUGAGCCUUUGCCAACUGUGCAACUCUCUCUCUCUUUUUUUUUUUUUUGUUUUGCUUUUAUCAAUACAUAUUUUAAUUUUUGGUUUGACUUUUUUUUUUUUUCCUUCUUUUUGAACCAAUUACCUUGUCAGGAAACAAUGAACCACAAAGAAAAUAUUCAUUCUUUCAGGAAUACAAUUUUGUAUUUCUAUGUUCUUCUAUUUUUGUAAAAAUAUGGGAAGUUUGAUUUAGCAUUGAUGGGCUAUUUUUGAAGGAUUUUUUUUUAAUAUUGUAAAAAUUGUUAAGUUCUGUUUAAAGAACUUGCUCUCAGAGAAGCACUGGCUAAAGUGUUUAAAAUGCUUGUCUCUAAGAUAUCUGUGAUAUGCUCUGUGCUCUAAGUUACCUCAAAUGUGUGAUAGUUUCUCCUUUUUACAAAAGUAGCACCAUAGCCAAGCCAAUAUAGUAUUGUUUCACAUUAAGUCUCAGUGAAGAUUUAAUUCCAUGAUAGCUUACUUAGUUCUGAGUUACAUGUGUAGCUUGAAAAGGAAGUUUUUUAAUGAUCACACUAAAAAGCUAUUCAUUACUUUAAUUUCUCCCAAAGACUGCUUGGAGGUUGACUAAGAAAGUUUUCAUAAACUUUCAAUCAGAUGGAGAGUUUGCCUGAAGUAUAUAAUUAUCUUUGUAGUCCAUCCAACUUUGAUAAAAUGGAACCAGAAUUUACAACCAGCUACUGGGGGCAGGGGGAAAGCAUUUAACCAUGCUAUCUUUGAGUGCCAGUGACUUAUUUUUCUUGUUUAUAAUUAUUCAUUAAGUGAGUUUUUCCUGAAGAUAGUUUGAAAGGAUUCUGUUUGGGAAAGUACUAGACCCAUGACAAAACCUUUCACUCAGUGGCUGUUUCUGAGAGUUUUAUCCAUCAUUAUAAGUUGAAGGUUAAUGUAUUUCAUAUGUACUGUUUUAAAAAAGGUUUUUGCAAGUCUUAUUUGUUUAAUUCUGGUUUUAAUUGAUCUGAUUCUUUUUAAGAAAAAAAUUGGGGGCAAGGUAUAUUUAAAUUGGGAUUUAUACUAUAAUUACUGAAAUUAAGUUAAUAAAUUAGCAAUUUAUUAUUUGAAAUUUAUUACUGGGGACUCAGGAUUCAACUUGACAUGGCCCUCAGGAUCUAAAUAAGAAAAAGUUAGGAUUAUCAUUAAAAUACUAUUAGGAAAAGAUUAGGAUUAUCAAAAAGCAGUUAUUGAUAUUUUAAAAACUUUCAAUAUAAAGUCCAUUCUUUCAGAUGCUUCCAGAGUUGGGUCAUGUUAAAAAAGUUGUGUUACAUAGAUGUUUUAGUUUGUCAAAAAUGUUUCUCAAAUUUUUUCCAUCCCUGUCCUCAUCCAUGUGAAAUUAAAUGUUUAGUGAAAUUUCAUUUCCUAUCUUAAAUAGUAUAACUUAUAUGUGUGAACAUUUUAGGUAUAAGAACAACACAGUCUGCUUAGCUAGGCAAAAUUCUCACAGAUCAUUUUCAAAUAUUUCCCUGUUGUUCCAUAGUUUUCUUUCCUGGUGCAUCUUAUUAGUUAUAAAUUCAUGCCCUCUCUUGUAUUUUCAUCACUAUAUUUCUUCUUAACCAGACUCCCUUUGACAUGGUAUACACGUUUACCUAAUGUGAGGUCUAAACUUAAGGAAUCGUCCACUUACUAAUGAUAUGAACUUAGAUUUCUAGGGAGUGGCUUGAUUAAAUUAUCUACCUUUUGAUCUGCAGUUUAAUUUGAUAUAGUUAUUUGUACUCUGCCUUUAUCUGUGUAGCACAAGGUUUAAUGAAUCUUUAAAAUGGGUUUAUUUUGUAUCCUCCUGAAUUCUCAAAGGCCAGUGUUCAGCAGCUUCCAUGGGAUAGUUCAGUGGGGAUUAUUUAUUUUUCUCUUCUUCCCUUGGAACCUGUUAACUUUGCAGUUUCUCUUAGAAUUGUGUGGUAUUCCAGUUCAUUCAGAUCACUCAAUUGGAUUUUCCCAAUUUUGAGAAGAAAUAUUUCAACUCUCUGCUUCUUUCCUUACUCUCUAGUGAAUUGAGUUGAAGGAGAGAGAGCUGACAGGUAGCUUCACCCUAAAUUUAGGGUGGCACUGGGCCGUGUGUCACUCCUGGUAGCUAUCUAGUAAAAUAUUCCUCGGCUCUGAGGACCCAAGAAAAGUUAGGGACCUAAAUUCUGCUGUAUGCAGGAGAGAUUUGUGAAUAAGAUCUCCCACUGAAAACAGGCCUGGGUGGUGUUGGCACUUUGCAAAGAUUGGAUCCUUGCAUAUACAAAGAGUGGAUCUAAAUCUAAGUCACAGAAGAAUGGGUGUGUCUCUGUGAUUGUCUGACAUGCCUUUGUUAUCAUUAUAUUACCAAAAUCACCAGAUGUCAUACAAGGGAUGAGUUGUAAUUUAGUAUGAUAAUCUGAGUUUAAGUUUUAAAUGCUGUCAUUCUCUGGAUGGAUUUUCUCCCACCAAAAUGAUACUGUUUAUCUCAGAGGUUUCUAGACUGCAUUAUUGAGGGCUACCAUUUCCCUCUCCAGUUUCAUUUGGAAACAUUUUGCUUUUGGUUAUUUUACAAAUUAGUCUGUAUUCAAGCUUUCUAAAGAUCUGUGAGCUAGACCCUAGGAAAUUAUCUCAUUGAUUUUCCAUCUAAUCUAUGCUUUGACCACUAAGCUAUCUUGAUCUGAGGAGCAAUAAAAUAGUGACUAGUUAGAUCCGAACAAGUUAUUUGGUUCCUCACUGUUAAUUUGAAAAGCACCUCUAAAUGUUUAAAAAUCAAUGUUUCUUCUUAAUAAGGCUAACAAUCCCUUCUUAACUUUCCCCUUUAAUUUUUCUCCCCUCUUUCAUCUUAUGUGCAUUAUUAUUUUAAGCAAAAAGUAACAGGAAUUACUCUACAUUUUGCCAUGAGAACAAGUGGAUUGGGAGUAACAGAAAUUAAUUUCUUUCAUGUUGUAACAACCUUUAAAAAAAAAAAACAGUUCCAGGCACUGGCAUAAAAUGUGCCCUUAUGAAGCUCCUUAUUUAUUAUGCAAAUAGCAAUCAGAUACUGUAUUUUAAGAAACUGCAUUCUGUCCCUUACUGAGUAGCCCUUGGUUACAUAAUAUAUGCCAAAUUAAGAAAAUGGGUCAGUGACACUAAGCAGUAGAAAAGGACAGUAUUUAUGUUACAAUUCUGACUGGAGGGUGAAUAGAGAAGCAAUGAAUCAAUGAAAAAAAAUUGACUUGGACAUUGAUCAUUUUCUGAAUUCUGGCUUAGCCACAAUUAGAUGUGUGUUUUGGGGCUUCAUUUAUUUAUCUCGUGAGUAAAGUAGGAUAAUAAUACCUAACUGGCAGGCUAGGAAGGUUGGAAAUUAUAUUGCACACACACACACACACACACACACACACACACACACACACUCUCAAUAACAUGGCUCAUAGUAGACAUUCAGUUAAUGACAGAUUCCUCAAGUAUCUGUCAGCUGAGUAAGUAAAUAAUCAAAUUGCGCUCCCAAGUGUCCCUUUUCUUUACACACCCAUAUCUAUAGAAAGUUGAUAUACAGCUGUGCUUUUAUGUAAGAAAUCGUUGCAAGAGAAUCUUUGUCUUCUACUAGAUGUUGAAGAGAAAAUGUAAAUUUCUUAAUUAUUUCUGAUAUCUUAAUGUGCUGUUUAUGAAGGAAAAUAAAUUAACUUCUUAGUGGUAUAUAGGUCCAACUCUGAGUUUUCUUACAUUUCAGACUUGUAUUCAUCCAGAAUCCUGUGAUUAUUGUCUCCAAAAUGAAAGUGACAGUUUCAUGAAAUCACCAAAGUUUUUAUUAUUUUUUUUUUAUUAUAGUUUGGGCUUUCUUAGCACCUAGAAUAAAAACAUCUCCUUUGAAGUUAGCCGUUUUUUUUUAACUUGGAGGAAAAAUUGCAAAAUAUGGUGGAAAAAAAUUUUUCCGCAUGAAAAGAGGAGAAAAAAAAAACAACUCUUUACAGUCUCAGUCAGCAGAUUUAUUUGACUUGAGAAAAAAGAAACAACUUCAUUGGAAGCAGAUGUUGACACUGUGUCAGUUGUUGAAGAUGGAAGUUCGCUUGAGCCAUUGUGGUUAUAAGGGAGGUAUUGAUGGCCAUUAGAAUUCUUGUGAUUGAGCAUCUUAACAGCAGAUAGGACACUGGAAAAGCCAAAACUAUGAUACCAAGACUGAAAUCAGCCUGCCAAUUGUAAUUUACUGGACCCUAAAGACUCAGUUGUUUUAUUUUUUCCUCCUCCAGAAUAAAAGACCUAUCUUUCAAAAGAUUUAAGGUGGGUUUUGAGAGAGAAAUUAAAAUAUAUUCUCUAAAAACAUAGCCCAAGAGCCCUUUAUUAUUAAAGAUUAAAACUAAUAUUUAAGUGAUUUUAGAGGAAUCAGGGUAAAAUUUUGGUUUAAUAGUAUAUGUUGAAGAAAUAGUCUCACAGACAUAGAGAGCAGACUUCUGGUUGCCAAGGGGGAGGUGAGGUGAGGGAAGUAAGGAUUGGGAGUUUAGGAUUAGCAGAUGGAAACUAAUAUAUUUAGGAUUGAUAAACAACAAGGUCCUACUGUGUAGCACAGGGAACUGUAUCCAGUAUCCUGUGAUAAAUCAUAAUGGCAAACAACAUGAAAAGGACAUACAUAUACAUAUAUAUGUGUGUGUGUGUAUAUGUAUAUGUAUAUAAAUAUAUUAACUGAGUCACUUUGCUGUACCAUUGUAUUGAAAAAAUUAACACAGCAUUGUAAAUCAACUAUAGUUCAAUACAAUUAGAAAAAUAAUGUAUAUUGAAGAAGGAUAUGUAAACUGUACACAAAUGGAAGGCUCUAGAAAGUGGGGAAAAGGUGAGGUCCACAAAGAAACCUCACAUCCUAAUAGUUUCACAAUGUUAAUUAAUUGGUGACUUGAUCUUAGAGAUUGGGCAUAGAACACACUUCAGAAUUUGUCAGUAGGUUUUUUUCUUUUUAGUGCUCUCUUGGAAUUUCCCUCUGUACACUUUUCCAAAGUAUAGAAAUAGUCGUAAUUAAAAUAUCUUAAUUCUGUUAUUUCUUUUAUUGUCCAUUGUGUGUGCUUGUUUGAAAAAUAUUUUUAUGGUUUCAAAUAAUUGAUCAAACUAGUGCUCUCUUGAAAUUGCAAAUUAAUUUGAUCCAAUUCAAUUAUCCAAAUCUUCUUUUAAAAGUUUAAGAAAUGGUAAGUAAAAUUUACCAAUUCUCUUGUGUAAAUAAACGGUCACACCUUCUAGAAAAUGACAGGUCAUCAUCAGUUAGCUUCCUUGUUAACAAUUUCUGGACUACUAAAUUUUGACCUAAGAAUAACUCUUUUAGAAUACAAGAUUCUUUAAUUAGUUGUUUGGUAUAUGUAUAAGAUGUGAACUCUUCUAUGAUGUCUUUUUAUAUUGAUAGAGCUGUACAUUUUUUUCUUUGCUAUGACUAGGGCAAAAUUUAAUGAUUAUUUACACACUUGAUUUAAUUUUUUAGACUGUUUACAAUCUUGGAUGUGGUAUCUGAUUUAAAAUCACUAUUCCAUACAUGUUUCUGGAUACGCAGUUAAGGGAAGGGUUUUCAUGUGAAGUCUUUGUAUCAUUUUAAAAUGAGUAUAUUGAAAGGGAAAACAUAAACUCUGUUUUCAUCACAUAAAUUUAGAUCAGGUGAAAGCUUUUGUAAAAAUACAUAGUACAAUGAGCUUUAUAUUUGUCACUUGAUUAAGUGAACUGAAAACAUAAUAGAAAUGUUAUCUUACAACCCUUUAAUAAAAACAAAUCCAGAUUUA